Colletotrichum acutatum is the source of this 3450-nucleotide messenger RNA. RefSeq names its product SNF2 super family protein. The transcript has 11 exons. The record is from RefSeq and is a predicted model, not a curated record. Lineage: Eukaryota; Fungi; Ascomycota; Sordariomycetes; Glomerellales; Glomerellaceae. The coding region runs from base 1 to 3450 and encodes 1149 amino acids. Gene Ontology annotation, molecular function: ATP-dependent chromatin remodeler activity; ATP binding. Gene Ontology annotation, cellular component: nucleus. Gene Ontology annotation, biological process: DNA repair.
AUGAGCUGCGACGAAUCUAGCCAUGUAGAGGUAAACAGCGCCAACCGCCAGAGGCAACCUUUCCUACUUGACGACGACGACAAGGAUGGCGAUAGUGGUUCGGAGAAAGGCGGAUUCCGCCCAACAAUUGAUCUGCAAGCAGAACACAACAUUUUCGACGAGUCCAUAGAGGACAUGAUCAAGGAAAGUCGGCGAGACGUUCAUGACGGUGGUAGGGCUGCAACUCUAUCAUAUCAUGGCAACGAUGAGCUGGAUGGUCUUUUUUGUUCUAGCGACGAGCAGGUUCCAAACGUUGAGCGUUCUCAUGACGCUGUACCCAUCAAGUCAGAGGAGUCUGACGAUGAUUCUGGUUUGAUGAUCAUCAAUCAGGGCGAAGCAUCAUCAAAGGCGCGCGAGAGAUGGUCCAAGCCACGAGGCACACGGAGUACCGAUCUCACCUCACCGCCGAGAGUCAAGCAAGAGCCAGCCGCUGACACUCGUCUAAAUCCUAUGCUUGAAGCCACUGGGCGAGAACCCGCAACGGAAGGAUUAGAGGAAAGACAGGCAGAGUUACACUCGAAAGCGCUGAACGGUGCGAUCACCAUGGAAGAAAUAUCGGAAAUGUACCUGGUCAGCUCGAAGCUCAGCCAAAUUCAAGAAGCAGCCAAGACUGAAAGCAAACCGCCAAAGGUGGCACCAUCUCUAGCCAGCAAUGUGGAUGAGAGAACGGCUGGAGAAAGUAAGAAGAAAGCAAAGAGAAAGUCACAUGCUCCAAUCAAAACCCGUGAAGAAUUCUGGCGCCACGAAGGAAAGGUACGCCUAGACCGCGAGAAGAAAGACGACUACCGCAAAGCGAAGGGAAAGAAGAGAUUGGGAGUAUGCCAAGGAACGUCACGCGACGUCAAACGGAUGAAGAAGUCAGACCAAACCUUGGAAGACGCGGGAGAAGAGGGUGUGAACACAGGAAUUCAACUUCAAAUCAACACGAUACUACGUACAGUCGACGCGAUCCAGGAGCGAGCGGAUGCAGGUAAGCUGCCUGAUGCGCCAGUCAUCAUCGCGACCACAAGAGCCGAGCAACUGAAACAGUUGAGGGAUGCGGCACCAGAUUAUUUUGAACCAGACCUUUUGAGAGACCAGGCAAGGCAACUUCUCCAGUCGACAAAGGGUCUUGGUCCACGUGCUGUCCGCGCCAAAAACGGCCUUUGGAACGUCAAGGGUAUGCUGUCUGAUAUGCAUAAUCACCAACUCGUUGUUGGAGCUUGGAUGAGGAGCCGUGAGCUAAACACAGUACCCAAAAUGCCGAAGGGAGGGAUUCUUGCAGAUUCAAUGGGGCUAGGAAAGACAAUCGAGACUUUGUCAUGCAUUGUGAGAAAUCAAGCAUCGGAGAAACUUCGAGACGAGGGGAAAGGACCAACACUGGUAGUUGUCCCGUCGGGGCAGACGAUCACCCAAUGGAUGGAUGAAGUCAGGACGCACUGCAAUAGGAAGUUCGCCAGGCACAUCAUCCAUUUUAAAGAGAAAGACAAGAUGGAUGUUGAUCCGCUGGCUUUCUUCAAUAUUGUGUUCGCUAGCUAUCAUCAGCUGAGACGUAGCAUUCCUUGCGUCGAGACAAUGGAACAGAAGCGGAGGGAGAUUGCUGACCCUGAAAAGUACAAGAAGUGGCUGGCGGAGGCAACCGGCGUCUUGCAUCGAAUCGAGUGGCAUCGGGUAGUACUUGAUGAAGCUCACGCCAUCAAGAACCACCAAACACACUCUGCGUAUGCGAGCUUCCGGCUGAAGGCCAAGUACCGGUGGGCGGUGACUGGAACGCCGCUCAUCAACGCAGCUUCUGAGUUUUUCUCCUACUUGAAGUUCAUCAGAUGCCAUGGAAUCCAGAAGUUCCGGGACUUUGAACGCAAGUUUCGCGCAGGAGUGAUCUUCUCGCUAACACAUUCUGUCAGAACUCAGGGCGAAUAUUUCCUCGGUCAACCGAUUCUGAACCUGCCAACGACUAAGCCUACCCACCAAUAUCUCAAACUUUCGAAGGAAGAGAUGGUGAUAUUCAAGAUGAUGGAGGGAUGCUUUCGUCGAAAAAUCAACCGUGACAUCGAGCAGGGGACCGCCGCUAACCAGAUGAGAUCUUAUCUGGUAAUGCUACUUCGUUUACGCCAAGCAUCGACUCAUCCAUUUCUACUAGAAGGCAUGAUGGCGGAGUAUUUCACUUCGAAUGAUUUCCAGUCCAUCAAAGAAAAGUUAAAGAACCUCGAAAAUGGCAACACAGUCUAUAACCAGAUUGGUUCUUGGACUCAGAGGCAGCGGAUUGGCAUGGAUGUCAACACGGAGGAUUCACAGCUUCAGCCUUUUGGUCAAAGCGACUUUGGUCUUGCAUUCGACAUGUCCAAACAGAUACAGUACCUCGAAAAGGUCUUGGAAAUAAAAAGAUCCAAAUGCGUUAGUUGCCACCAAAUAUCGCCUUCGAAUUCUUGCGGCUGCGUUUUCUGCUCCAAUUGCGUGGUAGUUCACCUCGCAAGCAAGGGUAGGAAAUGUCCCAGAUGUCGCAGAUUUAUUGGCUAUCCGAAUCCACUGAAGCCUUUCGACAACGAGGAGGGUGGAAAUGCGGGAUCUACCACGCAGACCCUCACUGACAAGGAGUACGCAAAGGGGUUCGACUACACCGGAUUCCAGCACACAGAAGAUGACAAGGACGACAAGCAUGCAGUCAGAUUCUUGCAAGUGGCAGACAGGCAUCCACAUUUGCCACUUACCCCCAGUGCCAAGUUGACGGCUUUGAAGGAGACAGUACUGAGAUGGCAGGCCGAAGCCCCAGAUGAUAAAAUAAUCAUCUUCAGCCAAUUCAAUGUCGUCAUGAAACUCAUUGGCCGGCUGCUCGAAGCUGAAGGAAUCGACUUUGCAUACCUCAGCGGCAAGCAAAACACCGAGCAACGCAACAGGGCCGUAGAUGAGUUCCAGAACGGCGACAAGAUCAAGGUUCUCAUUGUGUCGCUUCGAGCAGGCGGCCAGUGCCUGAAUCUCACAAAAGCAAACCGUGUCAUUCUCAUGGAGCUUUGGUGGAACCAAGCCGUGGAGCAGCAAGCCUUUGCUCGCGUGUACCGCAUCGGCCAAAUCAAGGAGACGCAUUUUGUGCGCUUUAGCGUGGAUACGCCUAUAGAGCAGCGUAUGCUUCAGAUGCAAGCCAGCAAGAUACUUGCCAUCAAUACGGCUCUUCAAGAUGACAAGAUCAGAGCGCCAAAGAUCAGCCUGGAGGACAUUGGCACUCUUCUCGGCAAAGUCACCUUCAGAGACGGAGUCAUUCACCGCAUCUCAGCCGACUAUGAUGAUUACAACGAUGAUUACGACGAUGAUGAUGACAGCAGUGAUGAUAGCAGUGAGAGUAGCAGUGAAGAAGAGGGUAAUCUUGAGGGAUUCGUUGUCUCCGAUGACGAGGAGGAAGCUAUGGAUUCGCUUUCUGACGAGUCGGAAGAGGAGUGA